CGCUCCCCUGCACGAGGCCCGCGUAGUAAAUGUGGCGGCCAUUGGGCGCAGCGCUGGACUGACUCUCUGCUGUUUUCAUUCGCUUCAAAAUGGGGUUGUCGGAGGAGGGAGAGGAGAGUGUCCUGCAGCGAUUUGAAGAAUUAUGCAUGGACUUGAAUAUGGAUAAAAAUGCUAAGGAAGAAGCCCUGCAGAAUUACCACAGGAUUCAGACGAACUUCACGCUGGAGGGGGAUCAGCUUCACUGGUUAGCCUGCGCUCUGUACGAAGCCUGUCGACGGAGUGUGGUGCCGACUGUAGGCAGGGGAACAUCGGAGGGCAACUGUGUUUCUCUCACACGUUUGCUUCGCUCGGCCAAGUUCAGCCUCAUUCAGUUUUUCAGCAAAAUGCGCAAAUGGUCAGACAUGGCAAACCUUAGUCAAGACUUCCGUGAUAAAGUCGAUAGACUUGAGAGGAAUUUUGCAGUGUCCACAGUCAUAUUUAAAAAAUAUGAGCCAAUCUUCUUGGACAUAUUUCAAGACACAGUUGCAGAUACCCCAAGGCAGCAACGAAGUAGAAAACAGAGGCGCCUACCUUGCUCUGUUAAUGAUGUCUUCAGCUUUGCCUGGACCAUGUUUGUGCAAGUGAAAGGAAACUUUCCUGCUAUAAGUGAUGACUUGGUCAAUUCAUAUCACCUACUUCUUUGCUGUGUGGACUGGUUUUUUGCAAAUGCUCUCCUUGGAGGCCGCAAGGAUCUUCUCAAGCCAGAUUUUGCUGGUUUACCAGAGAACUUCCACAGUCGGGACUGGAAGCCACCAACUGAAGCCCCAUGUCUUGUGGAAUUACUUUGCCAAAAGCAUGAGGGACUGGUUGUGGAGGCCAAAACUAUCAAAGAACACUGGUGGAAACCUCACAUUAAGCGCUUGUUUGAGAAGAAGGUACUGAAAGGCAAGAUAGACACUCUUUCUUCGAUCUUGGAAAUAGGAAAUUUUGAAUACAAUGUGAAAUUCAUCAACACUGCCUACGAAGAAUAUGUUCUAAAUAAAGGGGAUUUUGAUGAACGUAUUUUUCUGGGAGAAGAUGCAGAGGAAGAGAUAGGCACGCCAGGUGCAAAAACGGGGGCAGAGCUGUCACAGCAGAUGCAGCUAAAGCGGUCAUUGAAGCAACAUGUUGAGGAGACCCGUACUCUGGCACCAGCCACCCCACUCACUGGCCGUCGGUACCUGAAAGACAAAGACCCUUGCCAUGUGACUCCAGUUUCUACAGCAACACAGAGUGUUAGCCGCCUCCAGGCACUUCUUUCAGGAAGGAAAACUUCCCCAUCUGACUAUCUGUUAGAAGAGUUCAAAGAAUGUAGCAAAACUCCACUGCAGGAGAUAACUUCACGUGUCAAAGAAAUGGGAGAAAUAUUUUGUAAAUAUUAUGUGCAGCCAUCAGACAAUUGUCCUGCAGGUCACAUUGACUUCGCUCGAAAGAGGCUGCAGCUUGGAGAAAGUCUCUACUACAAGAUGCUGGAGAGCAUUGUCACUGGGGAGAAAAAACGUCUUGUGUCCUCACUAAAGGAACAAAAGGUUGAUCUUACCGGUCUUCUGGGCCAUGAUCUUUUUCACCGGUCCCUCUUUGCUUGCUGCCUGGAGAUAGUCAUUUUCUCCUACAAUUCACAGAGAAUGUUUCCCUGGAUUGUGGACAUUUUUGACCUCAGUCCCUACUAUUUCUAUAAAGUGAUUGAGAUCAUCAUUAGAGCAGAGGAGGGUCUGUCGCGAGAUGUCGUGAAAUACUUAAAUCAUAUUGAAGAAAGCAUUCUUGAAUGUUAUGCCUGGAAAAAUGAGUCCCCGUUAUGGGAGGCUAUUAGAGAAAGUUCAUCUGUCCCAACGUGUGAAGAUGUAACGCCAUCAACCAUUCCACCAGAAGCAAAGGUAACAGCAGUGACCACCUCCCCAGCUCAACAUCCUCGAGUUCGAAGUCUGGUGACUGAAGUCAAACCAGGAAGGCCACUUUCUGGACGUUCCAUUCUUCCAAGACCAACCGACCCACUUAGCUCACCAACUGGCCCAUCAGCUGCUGAUAUAUUUAGCUCUCCUCAGCCUGGGAGUGCAAAGCGACGCCUUUUUGCACCAGUUACUGUUAGUGCCUCAGGAAUAAGUGGAGGUGAGCCUGUUCUUCUCCAGCAGUUGAACAGUGGUGUGGCAGAUACUGUUGCUGCAAGCACUCGCAGUGCAUCUGCUCAGCAGCAGGCAAGUGGGAAUACACCUCAGACUCUCAUGGCUUACACCAAUGAUGGCAGACAGAUUCUGAUUGUGCAUGGCAAUGCCAUUACAGUAACACAUUCUCCUAAAAAGUCUGUCAAACCAAAGAAGACUGGCUCACUUGCCCUUUUUUUCAGAAAAGUCUAUCACUUGGCAAGUGUGAGGUUGCGGGAAUUGUGUGAUCACCUUCAAGUGCAUGAUGAAGACUUGCGGAGCAAGAUGUGGACGUGCUUUGAAUAUGCCCUGACAAAAUGCACUGACCUCGCAUGUGAUCGUCAUCUGGAUCAGAUUUUGAUGUGUUCUGUCUACAUAAUGGCGAAGGUUACAGAGCGGCCACUGAACUUCCAGGACAUCAUGAAAUGCUACAGAUUCCAGCCUCAGGCACAGAGUCAUGUAUACAGAAGUGUGCUGCUAAAUGGACGCAGGCGCCAUACAUCUGGCAGCAGCAAUGGCAGUGGGAGUGCCACCAGUCGCUCCUCCUCUCCUGUGGAGAGAGAUGACAGUAGGGGUGAUCGGGAACGCAGAAGAACAGAGACACUGACAUACAUGCGAUCCUCGUCAACACUUCCUGUUCCUCAGCCUAACAGUCAGCCACCCACUCCUACAAGACUUGGUGGAUCAGGUGGUGCCUUUGACUUUAAUACGGAGGAGAGAGGCGACCUUAUACAGUUUUAUAAUACAGUUUUUACAGAUAGAAUGAGGAAGUUUGCAUUGAAAUUCUCAGCACAGAACCAAUCAGGGGAUCAGCCCAAACUAUCUCCGUUGCCUCAAAUGCGUUCACAUUCUGGUUCAGCAAGGCGGGUGUCCAAUAACCAUGAGGUGUAUAUCUCUCCUCACAGAACUACCAUCCCAAAAACAACUCCAAAAGGCAUGUCUUUCUGCAUCAAUAAAUCACCUGCUAAGGACUUACGUGCAAUCAACACAAUGAUACGCAUGGGUGAUUCCAAGAUGGUCACCUCUCACAAGAGGUCUCUAGAGGUAGAUCACGAUGAAGAAUCCCUUGAAAGUCCUGCCAAGCAGGCAUGUGUUCCUGGACACCCCUUUAUUAGACGACUUCAGGAUGUCAGUCUAGAUAGGCAGGAGCUGGAAGCCAAGAGCAUUGCAUCCUAAGAGAUGCAUGUGUCACCCUGGACAUCAGAUGGCUCUGCACUUCCAGCAAAUUACUAGAAAAAAAUUCCAGCAUGUUUUUUUUUUUUAAUAGAAAAGGGUACUAAAAUCCUAAAUGUUAUUUUAAGUUUAAAUAAUUUAUCUUUCACCUGUUUUGCAUGCAGUGUUAAGCUGGAGUAGCAAACAAUUUUAAAUCAUGUAAUUCUCCUCACCUAAAGAGUAUUUGAGAAUGUGAUAUAGGGAAAAAAUAAAGAGAGAAACGUGUUUUAACUGCAUUUGGAUCAGCUGUCUGUAAAGCAGAUGAUUUCUUUAAAGCCUUUGUGCAGUUUUAGCAUUGAUGUGUUUCCAUUUGAAAGCAGUGAAGCAGUCUUCUCUUGCAUUUCAUCUUAUGAUCUCAUUUCUGUGCAACCAGCUGGCCAGUAGCCUGUGGUGCAAAUGUGUGCAGUAAUGUUAAUGGUUGCACAGGACCAUUGUGAUAGGGUAAAGCAGUCUGUGUAGGAAAGAUUCUGGGAAAGACAGAUUUCUGUAAAAGUGUUUAAAAAUUAAACUGUAUGCCCCAGAGCAUGAUGAUGUGAGGUAAUCAAUCAUUGGUAUGACCAUUGCAGAGAGUUUUUAUGUGUUGUUUAGGUUGCAUCAUCUCAAGGCGAUGGCUUUGCACAGAGAACCUUUCCGAGUUUUAUUUUAACCUAAGUAUAUGUAAUAUUUUUGUUUAGCUUAGAUUAGAAACUUUAUUGUUUGUUUUAUCAGAAUGUGGAAUAGCUCAGACAGUUCCGGUCUGCCCUUUCCUUUUAAAAGAAGACUGGUCUUUCAGGCACUGUUACAUCUGCUUAGUAACUUGCAUGAAGUAUUGAAUAUUGUUCUAGCUUAAAUGUUAGAAACCUAAGUCAUGUUUCCUGAUGCAAUAAAAAUUGUACAGUCUCUGCCCCCACCCCCCCCCCCCCUUUUGUUUUCCUACCCAAUUUUCAAGUCACUUUUUUCACAGCUAAAAAAAAAAUAAAACAGUUACUUUAGCACAUUUUUAUUUAUUUGUUGUUUUUUGUUUUUUUUGUUGUUAAUUGUUGGACUACACUUUUUUCUUUAUAGGUUGUUUUGACAUUUUAGCUUCAACAGUGUAUGUUAGCUGCUAUCAGUCUUAUAUAUUUUAAAUUUGGUAGGAAGCUGCUUUUUUUUUGUUUCUGAGUAAUAGCUACUAUCCAUUCAUUUUUAUAGCAGAUAGGAAAGAACUGCUUUUAUAAUGUGCAGCUUGAGUAAGUUCAACAUGUGAAAAAGCUUCAUUUUGUCACGGGACAAAUAUUUUAUGUGGUAUGUAUGUUUUUCAUUUGGCACUGUGCAUGAUUCGCCUGUGUUGGGUGCAGGUAUUGUGAAGCAUCGCAAAGGUUGGAUUCUUUUCUGACAAGCCUGUUUUUCUGUUUAUGCUGUAUUUUUACACUUUGGUUAUAAGGUUAAGUUUAAAGUAGCUUCCUAAUGUCUUUUUUUGAGGGAGGAGGUGAGUGAGGCCACUCUUUUCUUGGAGCCAGCAUUUUUGUACCAGGUGAUCCACAAUGUUUUGCCUGGUUGUCUUUCCUUACCCAGUCUUGUGAAAGAAAGAUAACCAUUCAACAGAUGUCAAGGUGGGUCAUACCCAUUAAACAGGUGGGUCAGCUGGGGAAAGUACUCUGUACCACACAUGAAACUGGUUUGUAUGUGCACCUCAGACACUGGUACUUUCACCACAUCCAUUCUGCUGGGCAGAAUGCCUCAGAACAGUGGUGGUACUAAUUAAUAUUUUUCAUUCUUCUACAUAUUUGGAGGAGUGUUUUACCACUUAAUUGCUUUUUAUGGAAAAUCAGUUUAUUAGACUGCCACACUUUGAAACAAGUGCUGAGCAUGUUGAUAGCUUUAGUAAACCUUGAGCUAGAGGUAAAAUAGGUUGAGUUUUUUUGGUAAUAUUUUUGAAAUAGUAAAAAGGACUAGUUUUCUUUUCAUUUGACAAGCAGUUUUCAGAUCUUCACAGCUUUAAGAACAAAAACAUAAAGUUGCAGACAGGAGAGGUAUGCUUCUGUUCAGGAAAAGUAAACGUCUCAGUUAAACAUGUAGACAUGCUAGUUAAUAAUAACAGUUCUCUUGUAUAGCACCUUAUCCUUCCCGUUGGACAAGCACAAGGCGCUUCACAAAUGAUAAAAGUUGGUGUGACGUCAAAAUAAGGUGGUGACAAAACAAAAUCACAUAAGUGUUUAGCAGCUUGUGUAUUGUAUCCUUGCCAAAGGGCAGCAUCCACAUACAACAUGAACCACAAACUGCAACCCAAAUAUCAAACAAACCAUGCAUAGCAAAUGUAGUUCCUAAUAGCACAUCCAACGGAUGGCAUCGAUCGCCCUGGAACGACUAAUGAGCCCCAGCACAUGCAAAAGUGAACUAAUCAACAAAGGUCAAGCAGACAUAAAGCCCACAGAACUACGCUCAUUGUGAAAUAUGCUUGUUGAAAAGGAACCAAAGGCAAUUAAACAGAAGAGGCAACACAUUCCAAACACGCGACGGCAGGCCCAUCAGAAACAAUCACAAGGAAGGCAUCCUAUAAGACAAAAAUACCACAGAGCUCUACCCCCUCUAGCCAGUUAGGCAAAGAGACAUCACAUUUGUGCAGUUUUCGACACCAUUUCCUCCAUUAAUGGGGAUUUGAAAUGGAUAUUUUUUCAAUGUUGUUUUUCUUUUUAAACUUUUUACAAGAAAUAUGCAUUUUGCUUAUGUGUCUUAAUAUUCUUGUGAUAAGAUUUAGACAAAAAGGAGCUCCAAGAUUCUUUAGGUAAUUAAAUGUAAGGUAAGGUCAAGGUCCCCAUACCUUUUCAGGUUGCUUGGGGAGAUGAGGUGUUAAAGACCUCACUAUUAUUGGGGCCAGCUUUACUUUAGGGCAGUGCCCAUCACCUCUCCCUCUUCCCCAACCCUCUGUGGAGUCAGGUACCUAUUUCUGGUUGAUGGGGGAGGGUGAGGGGGUUUGCUGCGCUACUUCGGUAUCAAACCAGCGCACCUUUCAGUUCGGAUGCUACCACCCAGCUAUCCAAUAUGGCAACAUUUGACAUGCAGCUACAGGAAACAGACAUUGGGAAGGAAAUGAGAAGUGUAAUAGUAAUUUAAAUAUUUCCAUAUUUGUCGUAGAUUAUCACUUACUGAUAACUCUUGAAAAUAAGGGAACAAGAACAGCAAAAAUGGGCAUUUUUUUCCCUGUGAAUGAGUUAUAAAUGUUAAUACAAAACUUUUCAUUCAUAUGGUGAAAUUUGUCGUUACAUCUGUUCUUAUGGGUUUUUAAAAACAAGUCAUGGUUUUUAUACUGCAUGUCAGUUUUGUUUCACAGACACUUCAUUUUGUGGCUUCUGCGAGAAAUUUAAUCUUUUUCAUGUCCUUUUAUUAACUAGUUUCAUCUGCAUGUCUCUACCAAUAAUAAAAAAAAGUCUAAAUGACUUGGUCACAAUCGCCCAGGACUUGCACCACAUAAAAUGUCAUUGAGUUAGAGCAUUUGCUGAGAAACAGGACUGAUUUAAUGAUUUUGUCUAAAUUUUGUUUGUUUCUGUCCCUGGUUUUUUUCUCUCUCUUCUUUAACACAUUUAAGUUAUGUAAAAGUCAUUAAAAUAAAAAUUUAUUGUCUUAAAUAGAAUGAGAAUGUAUUUUGGCAUGCCUCUGCUUGCACAAUAUUUUUUACUUCAAUUAAAUGGUCAAUUUGCAUGUACAAUUGCUAUUCUUGAAUGGUCUAGAAUUUUGAAGGUUACAGAUGUGCGAUCUUUUAUAACAUCUUGAUUUGUUUCCCCUGUAUGGUCUUUAUAGUAUGCACCAGGAGUGCUGGAGUAAAGAUUUUUUUUUGAGGGAAAGGGGCUCAUAUUUCAAAAUGCUUAUGCUGAGGCUGUAGCUGGGGGUGAUAUGUGAUCUAAUCAUUGCCAGAUUGCAGUUAGGCAUAGAAUUUGUCCAUUUCAAUGAAUGGUGAAGGAUCCAAGUGCCAGAUGAUUAAGAGAACAAAAUUUAAUAGCUUGAGCAAACAGUAACUUGAGCAUGUGUUCUCUGUUUGCAAACUCACUAGGUGCAUUACUAAAGAUAAUAUUUUUAAUAUGUCACGGGUGAUGUGAAUAUCUGGAAUGAUCAGGAAACUUAAAUUUUUUGACAUUUACAAAGUUUUUUCAUGAUCUUUGGCCUUUUUAAAAAUAGCUGUAGGGCUACACUAGGUGAGGUUCCCAGCUGUGUGACAUGGCAGCUAAUUAGGAAGAGUCACUAGUGAAGGGAAGGCAGCUUUGUUACUACUGUGAUACAUACAACAACAUGUGAGAGAUGCUUUGUUACUACAUACAUGUGAGAGAGAAAUGCUUUGUCACUGCAUACAACGUGUGAGAGAGAAAUGCUGGCAAUUCAACAGCAAAGGGCCACAGGUGCCUGCUCUUCAUCCUAUAUGGCUUACCAUCUGUGCCACAGAUUGCUAUCAGAAUACAGAAGAGGAAAUCGAGAAAAAUUGGGAGUCUGGGGUAUGAGAACAUUGUUCUCAUGCUCAAGCUAUUUUUUUUUCCUUUCAAACUUCCUCCCUCUACCCACCUCCCAAAACCCACUGACAUUGUCAAAAAAAAAAAAAAAAAAUUGUAUAUAUGCAUGCAAGUAUGCAUGAGAAAAUAAGAGGGAAGAGACGUGAAUUAAGGUAAUCUUAUUUUCACUCAUUAUAUUGACUGCCUAAAAUUUGAGCAGUAUUUUUCUAGGCUGAAAGUGUGUGCAUGGGAUAGUUGCUUCCAUAUUUUUUGUGAUUAUAUUUGAACAUGAGUUUUUCAUACAUCACUAAAUGUUGAAAUAUUUGGCAAACAGUAGCACUCGAGAUGGAGAUCUGUCAGAGCUAUUAGAAAUUUUAAAUCAAAUGAAAACUUCACCAUGGCAAAUUGUGCAAAAACAGCUGUCUACAGAGAUAGUCUAUUGUGCUAUUGCAAUCUGGCUUUUUUGAUUUUGUAGUUGUUUUUAAGAAAAGCUACUAAGAUAUUUUGCAUUCUGCAUUUCAGUACUUUAAACAGGUAUGUAGUAAUACUAUUCAACUCCUCAUGUUCAUUCGGGUUUGUCAUCACAAUUGCCUACUUAUUCAAUUUAGACAUUUUUCUUGCUCAUUUUGGCAUUAUCUUUGUCAGUAACUGCCAAACAAGUUGUAUAUUGCCUUAUCCGAAGCUUUGACUCCAUUGUUUAGAAUACUAAAGAAGUUGGAUUAUCUUUUAGCCCUUAUGUCAUCCUCAUUGAAGUUCAGUGUACUCAAAUGUUCUUUUCCCAGAAUUAUGCUUUAGUCUUUUGUGUAAAUUGGUUGUGCUGCUGCAGUUAUUGAGCAAUUUUGUCCACAAAGGGACCAAACAGGAAUAAAAUCAGCUAUCUUCACAGAUUCUGAAUUUGUACAAUUUUUAUUGCCUUGACUUGUUUUUCGUUUUUUGUUGUUUUUUUUUUUUUGGUCUUCUGGCAAGGUGACAAAAGUUUCUUAAUUGAAAAAGUUAUUUAAUUUAAGAGAUACUGUCAAUGAAUGUUUAUAUUAAUCUUUUCUUUUAGCUAAUGAAAAAAGAUGUCAAAUGAUUUUUAAACGCUUUUUAUUUUUUUAAAGUGGCUGUGUCUGUUAGUUGAUAUGCAUUAGCAGGAAGAACAUAUUUACUUCAGAUUUGUUUAGAAUAGUUAAAGUGUUUUUCACAGUGUAUGGUUGAAUACAUCUUUCUUCAGUGGAAUUAAUCUAAAGCAUUAUGGCUUUACUUCAUCACCUUGAGAGAUGGGUGGCUGAUGAUAAAGAUUACAAAGUUUUUAAGCACAUUUGAGUGUUAUCAGCUCAGUGCUUUGAUCUUCUGGUAUGAAUUUUAGUUCAGAUGUCAGUAUUUUUUCUUUUUGAUAUAAGGCUAGAUUUUUUUUCCAAAUAGCAGCAAAUUGUAUUUCUUACUUGGAGCAAAGCUGCAGUCUGCAAAUGUGUCAUUUUUGUGAGAGUGCAAAGUAUGACUGAAAAGUUGCCAAAACUGGGAAAGAAGAUCCAUUUUGAAAUAUACAUAUUUGUUGAUGUACAUAUAGAUAUGUAUAUAUACUUGCAUUGAAAAUAUCACCCAUGUCAUCCAUCUAAUAAUCAUGAAUGUACAUAUAUAGAUACUAUGAGGGGAUGUAUUUGAGUAGAACAGUUGCAUCCUUUUGCAUUUGAAAAGUACAAUGUAUACAGAAUUAAAUAAUGCAAACUUGA
Pomacea canaliculata is the source of this 9516-nucleotide messenger RNA. Its product is annotated as retinoblastoma-like protein 2. NCBI's taxonomy places the organism in Eukaryota, Metazoa, Mollusca, Gastropoda, Architaenioglossa, Ampullariidae. Gene Ontology annotation, biological process: negative regulation of G1/S transition of mitotic cell cycle; cell differentiation; regulation of transcription by RNA polymerase II. Gene Ontology annotation, cellular component: transcription regulator complex; nucleus; chromatin. The coding region runs from base 90 to 3332 and encodes 1080 amino acids. The record is from RefSeq and is a predicted model, not a curated record. The transcript has 23 exons. Gene Ontology annotation, molecular function: RNA polymerase II transcription regulatory region sequence-specific DNA binding.